This is a messenger RNA of Carcharodon carcharias (great white shark), 1895 nucleotides long. RefSeq names its product ubiquitin-conjugating enzyme E2H (UBC8 homolog, yeast) (gene ube2h). The record is from RefSeq and is a predicted model, not a curated record. Lineage: Eukaryota; Metazoa; Chordata; Chondrichthyes; Lamniformes; Lamnidae. The coding region runs from base 481 to 1032 and encodes 183 amino acids. The transcript has 7 exons. Gene Ontology annotation, molecular function: ubiquitin conjugating enzyme activity. Gene Ontology annotation, cellular component: nucleus. Gene Ontology annotation, biological process: ubiquitin-dependent protein catabolic process; protein polyubiquitination.
AGAGGGAGCUGAAGGGAGAGAGAGAGCGAGGGGUGAGAGGGAAAGAGCGUGUAGGAGGAGGAGGCCGAGGGAGUGCCGUGAAGAGGGGGGGGGGAGGGAAACAAACAGCCGCAAUCACAGAGCGACCAUUAAAGUGAACCCCAGAGACUGACGGAGAAUCACCUCAGAGUCUGAAGAGGACAAAGUGGCGUCGCCCGAGUGAAGAGCGAAGAGAGGGGGACGAAUCCCCUCAGACACACUCAUUCACACACAGUUUGCCCCCUUCUUGCUUUUUUUUUCGCUGUUGAUUGAAUAGACAUCUAUAUAUCAUUUUAUUUUUGCGCCUCCCCCCGCCCCGGCAAGGGGAUUCCGUCUCUCGAUUGCACCUGAAGAGAGUUUGGUUAUUUUUCUGUGUUGUGUGUACGCGGGGGUUUGGAGGAAGACAGGCCCAAGAGGAGGAAUUAAAAGCUCGCCUGCCGUCACCUCCUUAGCAGCACCAACAUGUCCUCCCCUAGCCCCGGGAAAAGGCGAAUGGACACCGAUGUGGUCAAACUAAUUGAAAGCAAACAUGAAGUAACCAUACUGGGUGGGUUGAACGAAUUUGUAGUCAAGUUUUAUGGACCACAAGGAACUCCCUAUGAAGGUGGUGUAUGGAAAGUUAGAGUGGACCUACCAGACAAAUACCCAUUCAAAUCUCCUUCUAUAGGAUUCAUGAAUAAAAUCUUCCAUCCAAACAUUGAUGAAGCAUCGGGAACCGUAUGUCUAGAUGUAAUUAACCAGACAUGGACAGCUCUUUAUGAUCUCACCAAUAUAUUUGAGUCGUUCCUGCCCCAGCUGCUGGCCUAUCCAAAUCCAAUCGAUCCUUUAAAUGGUGAUGCUGCAGCCAUGUAUCUCCAUCGACCAGAAGAGUACAAACAGAAAAUAAAAGAAUACAUCCAGAAAUACGCAACAGAAGAGGCGCUAAAGGAACAAGAGGAGGGUGCAGGUGAAAGUUCAUCAGAGAGCUCCAUGUCUGACUUCUCCGAGGAUGAGGCCCAGGAUAUGGAAUUGUAGUAGUGUCACCACCCUCUUUCAAAGAGACAGACUAUAUAAUUUCCUAACCAUUGAAAAGCAGACUAUAAUAUUCAUAUUUAAAAACAAAAAAGCAAGUUUUUUUUAUUACUAAAACCAGGUUUUUAUGGAUAGCAUUGGUAUAUUAUCACCCUAGAUUUUUUUUCUCUCCUUGGUCAUUUCUCCAACUUGAGGUGCAUCUUACCGCACAUUCCAGUAGCUGUGUGAGGCCCAAAUGCAUGCUAUCUCAUAACUUUGGUAUACCUAACUCGUAAAAUGUUUUGACCCAAAAUGGAAGAGAGCAAGAAAAAGCGAGCAACGGAUUGGUGCAGAGCAGGAUAUCAACCAAGCAAGAAUGACAUUUUACAUUUCUUGAACAGAAAAACAGCGCUAGAGAGAACAGAGAAAGUUUCAUUAAAAUCGAAGCACAAUGGAAGGUUUAUUAGGCAGAAGAAAAACUAACACAUUAUUUGCUCUGCAUGUUUUUUUUGUUUCUAUUUUUUCCUCGUGAAUAAAAAUGGACGUACAGAUUACACAUCCUUUUUUAUUGUGGCAUGAUAUGGAAGAAUACAACUUGUUUAGGACUUUGGUUCGUAAAGCAGAUUUAAUUAUAAAAAAACCUAGUGUUUGUGGCUUUAACCUGAAGGAUAGUAUUAAGUAAUUACUAGGUAGUGGUGAACUUGAUUACUCUAAUUAGCACGUUGUAUUAUUAUUGGGGAAAUACUUGCCGGCACCCUAUCUUGCUAUAUAGAUUUUUUUUUAAAUGGCCUAUUGCUAUGUGCUGACUUAUACCUGUUUGACUUAUUUAGGGUUAGUUAGUAUGCUCGCUGGUGAUUUCAAAUAAAAAAUGUAUAUUUUCAUUGUUA